This is a messenger RNA of Engraulis encrasicolus (European anchovy), 1794 nucleotides long. It is a transcript of the gene smoc1, whose product is annotated as SPARC related modular calcium binding 1. Gene Ontology annotation, molecular function: extracellular matrix binding; heparin binding; protein binding. Lineage: Eukaryota; Metazoa; Chordata; Actinopteri; Clupeiformes; Engraulidae. Bases 283 to 1794 code for a protein of 503 amino acids. The record is from RefSeq and is a predicted model, not a curated record. The transcript is spliced from 14 exons. Gene Ontology annotation, cellular component: basement membrane. Gene Ontology annotation, biological process: extracellular matrix organization.
CUUCGGGGUCUGAUCAAUGCGAACAGAGGAUACAACCUACCAUCAUGUUUACCGUGAAUUAAUUGUUUUAAAAGAAAGUUUUGUCUUACCAAUAUGUGAGUGUAGCCAACUUCACUAAACCUCACAUGUAGCCUUAUUCAGGAGAAAGUGGAGUACGACGGAACUUUUUGGCGCUCUGCAAUAUUGGAAUCGCACAUCAUAACACUACUUCUUCGUGAGGAGAGGCGAUCAGACUGACGACGCUUUACAUCUACCCACAGAGUGUUAAUUCUCGAAGACAAGAUGUUCACCACACACACUGUCGUUUUCCUUACCUAUGCGUUUACGCAGCUGCUGGUGUGCCAUCUGACACAGAUCCCCGCGCAGAAACCAACCGGUCCCCGGUGGCUGAUUGGGGACAGGGAGAGCCACUGCGGCAUCAUCUGCUCUCGGACUCACGGGAAGCCGGUGUGCGGCUCGGACGGACGGAGCUACGAGACGGGCUGCGAUCUGCAGAGGGCCCGUUGCAAGGACCGCACGCUCGCACUCGCACACCGCGGACGCUGCAAAGGCACAAAGAAAACAAUAAUUCCACCCCCUCUCCUCCCCGCACCCACACUGGCGGCUGAAGGGAAAGAGCAGGAACUAAAAGACUCCAGCCAGUCCAAGUGUGGUGUGGAGCGGGUCCAGGCCCUGGAGCAGGCUAAGCAGCGGCCACAGGAGUCCAUCUUCAUCCCAGAGUGCAGCGAGGACGGCACCUUCGCACAGGUGCAGUGUCACACGCUAACAGGAUACUGCUGGUGUGUCACUGUCUCUGAUGGCAAGCCGGUCAGCGGAUCGUCCGUCCACAACCGCACACCUGUGUGCUCAGGAAACUUCCGUGAAUUUAUGGGAACUCAUGCUGUGACAAGUGGACGCCCAGGGUCGGUCACCGAUAAACCUCCAGGACCACCAAACUCUGGUAGAAGAGAUGACGGCUCCAAACCGACGCCCACCAUGGAGACCCACGUGGUGCCGGAGGGGGACGAGAUCACAGCGCCCACCCUGUGGAUCAAGCAGCUGGUCUACAAUGGGAGCAAGAACAACUCCAACAGCAAGAGACCAGAGAAGGUGCCCUCUUGUGACCAGGAGAGGCAGAGUGCGCUGGACGAGGCCGGCCAGAACUCGCGUGACGCCAUCUUCAUCCCCGACUGCGGCCCGCUGGGGCUCUACAGACCCGUCCAGUGCCACCAGUCCACUGGCUACUGCUGGUGCGUACUGGUGGACACCGGACGACCCAUACCUGGCACCUCCGUAAGGUACCAGACUCCAGAGUGUGAUAACGAUGCUCGCUCACGCGUGCUGGAGAUCGAAGACCCCUUCAGGGAACGAGACCUGACAGGGUGUCCUGAUGGGAAGAAGGUGGAGUUCAUCACCAGCCUAUUAGACGCACUGACCACAGACAUGGUGCAGGCCAUCAACUCACCAGCCCCCUCCGGUGGUGGGAGGUUUGUGGAGCCGGACCCCAGCCACACGCUGGAGGAGAGGGUGGUGCACUGGUACUUCGCCCAGCUGGACAACAACGGCAGCCAAGACAUCAACAAGAAAGAGAUGAAACCCUUCAAGCGCUACGUGAAGAAGAAAGCUAAGCCCAAAAGGUGCGCACGCAAGUUCACCGACUACUGCGACCUCAACAAGGACAAGGCCAUCUCUCUGGCAGAGCUGAAGGGCUGCCUCGGAGUCAACAAGGACACAGGUACGGGAGCCUAUAGGUCAGUUCAGCUGUCAAUCAAGCCCAGGGAGCGUUGUGAUUGGGUGGUGGGCCUAAAUGAGUGA